This is a messenger RNA of Fulvia fulva, 1083 nucleotides long. Its product is annotated as Acetylesterase. The record is from RefSeq and is a predicted model, not a curated record. Bases 1 to 1083 code for a protein of 360 amino acids. Gene Ontology annotation, molecular function: hydrolase activity, acting on ester bonds. Lineage: Eukaryota; Fungi; Ascomycota; Dothideomycetes; Mycosphaerellales; Mycosphaerellaceae. The transcript is spliced from 3 exons.
AUGACCCUCAUCAAGUCUCCACGAUUGAUCUUCGUCUUCGCCACGGUUUGCUUCUUGAGCUUGUCGCUGCUGUUAUAUCAGUACGAUGCACUGCUAGCCCGCUUGAGGAUCGCGAAUGUCUUGACCACAGAUGCUGGCACACCUCGUGGGCCAUACGCUUCCAGCUAUGGCCGAGGUAAUCACUGGCAUGGCUGGUCAAACAUCCAUCACGUCUUCAUAUUCGGCGAUAGCUGGACGACGACUGGAUUUGAGAUUGACGAUGCCCAGCCGACUGUCGAAAAUCCUCUAGGUAACCCCGAUUGGGACCCACGAAACUGGCAUCUUGGUGCCGGUACAAACUGGGUCGGCUUCAUCACGGCAUGGCACAACGCCAGCCUGGUCCGAACAGUGGACCUGGCCUACGGUGGCGCAACCGUCGAUAUGGACCUCAUCCACCCUUUCGAAGAGAUACCACCGGGCAUGAGAGAUCUGGGCUAUCAGGUCAAUGAGCUCUUCAAGCCGAAAUAUGCCAUGCACCCAGACUACUUCGAUUGGACGAACGAAAACUCGCUGUUCAUCAUAUGGAUCGGGUUGAAUGAUGUUCACAAUGCAAACGUCAACAACUCGAUGAGAUUCGGCCAAGUUUUUGAGCAAUUUCGAAACCACGUCGAGCAGCUUUACGAAAUGGGCGCCAGAAACUUCAUGUUCCUAAAGAUCCCACCCAUCCAACGCUCCCCCCUCGCCGCACGCGAGCACAUGGUCGAGAACUGGACGUCCUGGGUCUCUGCCUGGAACACCAAUCUCACAACCCUUGUCCAAACCUUCACCCACAAGCACCCAGACUCCAUAGCCUUUGUCUUCGACACAUACAAGCUAUUCCACGACGUCAUGGAAGACCCAUGCUCGUUCGAAGCCACGUGCGAGUUCAAGGACGUGACUACAGCGUGUGUGUGGUAUGCUUGGGGGACGGAUGAGUGGAAUUCGUGGAAUGAGAAUUGCACGUAUAGGAUUGAUGAGUAUUUGUGGAUGAAUCCGAUUCAUCCUACGACGAGGAUGCAUAAUUUGACGAGUUUGCUGAUGGCGGAGGCGUUGAUGGAAGGGUGA